UUGAAAUUUCAUACAAAUCUUCAAUUUAAACCAUAACUUUUAUUUAGGUAUAGCACAGUACCCUUUAAAUCCGACACUCUCAAAAUUUGUUCAGACUUUAUAAUAUAUUUAUUUUAACGUGUAAUCAUGUCUACUAGAGCAGUUUCUUUAAAAAGCCACGAGGAAUCUACCUUCAAGGAUGGGAUCAGUGAGUACCACACUGUAGAUGAAGACGAAUCUGGAGUAGUGAAUGAUACUAAUAAGUUUCGUAGACCAGAUCCUAAACCAGAAGAAACAGGCACAUCCCAAGCAAAUAUAUCUAAAAAUUACAGUGAGUCUAAAUUCUUAGAAUUGAAAACCCAAAUUCAAAGUAUUUUUGAUGAUUACAAUAAAAAUAUGGGGGACUUCGAACUGUUCAAAAGCAAUUUUCACUUAACUAUGGAAGAAUACAAACAAUGCGACUCUUUUACACAAGUCGAAAGUUCAAUCGAAGAAACAAUGGAGCAUGAUAGUACUGAAUCAGACGGCGAAAUCGAAAAUUCGUUUUCAACAGGACUGUUUAAUGAAAGCAAUGAAGUAAAAAAUAUUGAAACAACAUUUUACUCCUUUAUUAAUAACAACUUUGUCAAUUUAACUUCAGAUGAAGCAAGUUUUGAUUCAAAAAACAACUCAGAAAAGACAUUUGUCCUCCAUAACAGUGAUGUUGUUGAUCCAUGUAUAGAAAGAGAGCUAAGCAAACGCGGUACAAUGUCUGAAAACAAUAUCUGUAAGAAAAUUGUAGACAAAUCUCCAGCUUCAGAAAAAACAACAGAACCUCAAGAUUCUGAACAGGAAGAAAAUUCCGACGAAGAAAAAUACAUACCUAUUAAAAAUUCACUCGCAAAAGAGGAUUUAAAAAAGAAAGAAGAAGACAAAGACUAUUACAAAGACCAAGACACACUUUUCAUAUUCAAAAUUUGUAGUUACAUAUGCAAGAAAAUUCGCAGGAAUCCAAUAGCUUAGCAAAAUAAAACUGCUGGUGUAAU
This is a messenger RNA of Aricia agestis (brown argus), 1004 nucleotides long. RefSeq lists its product as uncharacterized. The transcript has a single exon. The coding region runs from base 127 to 981 and encodes 284 amino acids. The record is from RefSeq and is a predicted model, not a curated record. NCBI's taxonomy places the organism in Eukaryota, Metazoa, Arthropoda, Insecta, Lepidoptera, Lycaenidae.